CAGCCAGUGAGAAUCACCGCCACAUAAUACCAUUAAAUACUCGCAGCAAACAUAUAUAGUAACCCCCUGCCAGACGAAGUCCACCUGUUUCAGCGGAUUAGGCGAUAAGAGCAGCCAUAAACACAGAGAUCUGAUUACGUAAAUAGAAAACAAAGAGUAAACAUCAGGAAUAUGGAAGUACCACCACCACUUGUCCUCAAGCGACCGCUAUAUGUGCCCAGUAAGACGCUGAUGGGUCCAGGACCCUCAAACUGUUCCCAUCGCGUCCUGGAGGCCAUGAGUAAUCCGGUGCUGGGUCACAUGCAUCCCGAAUGCCUACAGAUUAUGGAUGAAGUAAAGGAAGGCAUCAAGUACAUCUUCCAGACCCUUAACGAUGCCACUAUGUGCAUCAGCGGUGCUGGUCACUCGGGAAUGGAGGCCUCUCUGUGCAAUCUGAUCGAGGAUGGGGAUGUGGUCCUCAUGGGCAUUACGGGUGUUUGGGGUCAUCGUGCUGGUGAUAUGGCCCGUCGUUAUGGUGCCGAAGUUCAUUAUGUGGAGGCGAGCUUCGGAAGAGCUCUUACUCUCGAGGAGAUCACAUUCGCCUUCGAGGCACAUAGACCUCGGGUGUUCUUCAUAGCCCAGGGUGACUCUUCGACAGGUAUUAUCCAGCAGAAUAUCCGUGAGUUGGGAGAGUUGUGCCGGAAAUACGAUUGUUUCCUGGUCGUGGACACAGUAGCUUCUUUGGGUGGCACUGAAUUCCUUAUGGACGAGUGGAAGGUGGAUGUGGCAUAUACGGGAUCGCAGAAAGCCCUCGGUGGCCCUGCCGGAAUCACACCCAUUUCGUUCAGUAAGCGGGCACUAACUCGCAUCCGGAAGCGCAAGACCAAGCCGAAGGUUUAUUACUUUGAUAUCCUGCUGAUCGGUCAGUACUGGGGCUGUUAUGGCACCCCUAGGAUCUAUCAUCACACCAUAUCCUCCACCUUGCUCUACGGAUUGCGAGAGGCACUGGCCCACUUUUGUGCCUUGGGACUGAAGGCGGUAGUUCGACGUCACCAGGAGUGCUCCAAGCGACUUCAGUUGGGAAUCGAAGAGCUUGGUCUGGAGAUGUUUGUCCAUAGGGAGGAUGAGCGAUUGCCCACGGUGAACACAAUUAAGGUGCCCUUCGGAGUGGACUGGAAAAAAGUUGCUGAAUACGCCAUGCGCAAGUACAGCGUGGAGAUCAGCGGUGGAUUGGGACCCACUGCGGAGCAUGUUUUUCGGAUCGGUUUGAUGGGGGAAAAUGCCACCAUCGAGCGCGUGGAUAUGGUGCUCAGCAUCCUCAACGAGGCCGUACAGAGCAGCAAGUUGGGGAUCAAGACGGAACGUUCCAAAAUAUAAUGACACUUAGCUGUAUACACUAUUUUUUAUGGGUUUUUAAAUAAAAUAUAAAAAUAAACAUUCGAA
Molecule: messenger RNA, 1422 nt
Organism: Drosophila eugracilis
Lineage: Eukaryota; Metazoa; Arthropoda; Insecta; Diptera; Drosophilidae
Gene: Agxt
Product: 3-hydroxykynurenine transaminase
Exons: 3
Coding region: 172-1356 (394 amino acids)
Cellular component (GO): peroxisome
Molecular function (GO): L-alanine:glyoxylate transaminase activity; L-serine:pyruvate transaminase activity
Source: RefSeq, a predicted model, not a curated record